AUGAGUGUUUGCUUUGAUCUUUUGCAACAAAUUGCGCACCUCAACAAGGUUGGUGUGUCUUGUUUGGCCUCCGGGUCCGGGGCUGAUGCUGUGAGGGCUUUCAAGCAAGCCCUGGGAGUCAUGGCCCAAGUUACACAGCAUCCAGAAUCUUCACAGCUUUUUCAAUCCAGGAUCCAUGCCUGUUCCCCUGUCCCCAUUCACGGCAUGAAAACUCCCUUCUAUCUCUACAGCAAUGGACUCGUUUUCGAGGCAUCCACCGACAUUGACAUUGCAUUUGUAAACUCUGUCAUUUUGUUUAACCUGGCAUUGGCAUUUCACCAACGGGGGCUCCAAUGCGGCCGGGAACAAGCGCUUCGAAAAGCGCUCUCGCUGUAUGAUCUGUCCACUCAGCUGAUAUCCGACCUAUCGGCUUGCUCCGGUGCGCUUCUACUGGUAGCUCUGAACAACUCAGCUCAGAUUCAGUUUGAGCUCGGUGAAUACCAGUGUUCAUGCGAAACUUUGCAGAUGCUGGAAGGAGAAGCAGUUCAUCUUCCUCUUGCAGACUGCUCUUCCGCAGUACUCGGGCAAGAACACAUUGACCAGAUCUUUUUGAAUGUCGCCCUGACAAAGCCUCCAAUGACAGCAGCAUCAGCUUGA
Messenger RNA from Seminavis robusta, 636 nucleotides. The record is from the annotation of a GenBank genome assembly. Lineage: Eukaryota; Bacillariophyta; Bacillariophyceae; Naviculales; Naviculaceae.